Molecule: messenger RNA, 4446 nt
Organism: Colletotrichum scovillei
Lineage: Eukaryota; Fungi; Ascomycota; Sordariomycetes; Glomerellales; Glomerellaceae
Product: multicopper oxidase
Exons: 3
Coding region: 2151-3869 (572 amino acids)
Molecular function (GO): oxidoreductase activity; copper ion binding
Source: RefSeq, a predicted model, not a curated record
CUUCCCCCGUCUCUCUUACACCGUGCCGCCCUCAACAACCCAAUCCCGACCUCGUAGCACGGCUAUCUGUCGACUUGGCUUACCUUCUUUCAUCACAUCUCUCUGUUCUCAUUCGCCAACUGACGAUACCACAUCCUGCAGCUCAUCAUCCAUCUUCCAUGUCCUUGGAAUUCUCCCAGACCGUCUCCAAGGUAAUCCCGGCCGAGAUAAUGCUGACUCUGACUCCUUUUCCUCACAGAGUCCCAUCAGACCAUCGCCUGGCCCGGCUCUUGUUCAUCCAGAGUGUCCACUCGAGACUUUGCUGCACGCCAUCUCAAGUCCCCAACAACCUCGUGGGUCCCUUGAGCUUCUUCCCCUCCUCAUCUCUCUGCGCCGGCUGACCCUAAAAAUAGCCCCCAACUACCAUGCGCCCGGGGCAAUACUCUAAGCAAGCCGGUGACUCUUGCUAUGGAGACAGAAUACCUAACUACAACUUUACGGCACAUUUCGAUACGAGCCGCCCGAUGAUGUCGUUGAGCCCAUGACCAAGAUAGGCCCGACCAGUUCCGGUUAUCCUGCACAUGUUCUGUGUACUACCUUAAUCCACGAAUGAUUCGCCUACCAACCGCGCAGCUUAGUCAAUCGACGGUGCCGCGCUCUCUUGUUACCUCAUUAGUCUCUAACCUUCGUCUUGGCGAAUCAGAUGCUCCGUCUCCGUACUGUCUCGGUCUGAUCGACCCUGGAGACAGCUCGCCGGUGAACGCAACCCAAGAAACGCUUUUUUUGCUUUUUGCACCGUUCUGCAUUCGUAUCCGCGAAACUUCCACGUACCCCGACCGACCCGACUGUCUCUGGCGGAUGCCCGGCCAGAUGAGCCUCACCGCCGACUCCAAGACUGGUCAACAGCAGCAUCCUAGCAAGAAGCCAGGUCCUUGUCCUGUGCGUCGAUCUGCCUUCUCGCUUAGAUACGCUGGCGACUGAGCCGUGCCCUAGAAUCUUGACAACUCAAUGGGUCUCUGGAGCGCCGGAAUACCUCCCGUGCCAAGCAGUGGAGUGCCCGAACCGUACGAGCCUUCCAGCUGAGCUCAGACGGUCCACCGUGACUGUUGUCGUUCCAUCUGGAUAUACUACGAUCUGGUCCAACUUUCAGGCCUCUCGCGGUUGUGCUCCAGUCAGGUCGCACGUUUCCUGGGUGCGGUCAGACCUCUGCCUGCUAGCCCGGAUACAUACCAUCCAUAUCACAUCAGAACCUUCAAUGUGUCAUUGCAAGCUGGCAGUUGAUAGUGGAAAUUAUGCUGACAUGUUGCAUGUCAAAAUACCAAAUCAAGCGCCCUACGAUGUACUGCAAACCUAUCGGCACACGUCUGGACCAUCCGCGAGUACCGAACCAUGACAUAUAGCUGUCCCCCAAGUGGCCCGUCAGCCUCAUCCUUCACCUAUUCUCAGCCUGUGUCACACGAGCCCGUCGUAGCCGUCGGUGCAGCUCAUAGGUAGACAUAGGGCAAGAAAUUAGCACCUCCAAGGCAGAUCUUGGGUCCAAUUUGGGGAUCUGACAUGAUCCGCACCACCCAACCAGCUUUGCCGCAUUCCGUCUGCCUGGCUACUGCCACCCAUGACAAGCCGGAGCUCAGCCUCAUCCCAGAUUUGUCCCUGCUUGGCUUUUUCCAUCCUUUCUUAGUACGCAUCUUCUCUGCCCCGUAUCGGUAUCGCUAGCUCGACCCGAACGACCUGAAGCAUGUUCCAUCUACCUCCACAUGGCACAACAAACAUACCUUCUUUCUCCACAACGCACGAUCGUAUCCACCAUGAAGGGGACUUGGCUUAUUGUUCCCUCCAUGUCAGAAUGAGGCAUGGUAACUGCCCAUGGGGCAGGGGUAGGAUGCACCUCACUUCUACUCACACCUCACGUUCUUACUCGCAUCAAGAUAUGCCUGGAAAGCUGCCGGUCUGUGUAGACGCCACCCCGAGGCCUUGGACAUGCAAGUGCACCGAGACUAUUGAUGUCGACCUCCCGAAAGAGGCUAAGGCCUGGGAGGGCAGCUCCAGGCAAGACUUGACAUUGAUACACAAGUUGUAUAUAAUUCCAACUCUCCCUUCGGAUAUCUCGACGAAAGAACACAACACCAAGUCAGUCGCUCAUCUCCUACCAGUCUUGUGCUUUCACGUUCAUCAUGCUUUCCACCUUCAUCAGCUCCAGCCUUGGGGCUUUCCUCCUUGCUUCCCUCGCCAAUGCCAACCCCAUUCGUUCGGUUGAGCAAAGGCAGACAGGUUGCGGUACCAAUGGUAUCGGUAACCGAGAAUGCUGGAACGGAGACUUCAACAUUGAUUCCGAUUUCGAGAUCUUGACACCGCCCCAGGGAAAGUUGAGAACCUUUGACUUCACCCUAAGCAACUUGACCGAUGUCGCGCCAGAUGGCGUUCACAAGCCGGCCAUGUUGAUCAACAACCAGUUCCCGGGUCCCACGAUCGAGGCGGACUGGGGUGACACCAUUCAGAUCAACGUCCACAACCAACUCCAGACCAACGGUACCUCCUUCCACUGGCAUGGCAUGCAUUUGCGCGGCCACAAUGACCAAGAUGGUGCCAACGGUGUUACGGAAUGCCCUAUCCCCCCCGGACAAAGCAAGACAUACUCUUUCCAGUUGACUCAGUACGGUACAUCUUGGUAUCACAGCCACUUUUCCGCCCAGUACGGCAACGGCGUUGCAGGCGCCAUCCAGAUCAACGGACCGGCGUCCGCUGACUACGAUAUUGACCUCGGUCCGUUUGUUAUCAGCGAUUGGUACUACGGAACUGCGGAUAACCUCUUGCGUCAAGCCGAGCUUGUGCCAGCCCGUCCCCCGCCUAGUGACAACAUUCUCUUCAACGGCAAAAACAUCAACCCACUUGGCGCUGGCGGUCAAUACCAGAAGACGAGACUGACCCCGGGCAAGAAGCACCGUCUCAGGCUCAUCAACACCUCCGUUGACAACACUUUCACCGUUUCCCUGGUAGGCCACAGCUUCACUGUCAUUGCUACCGAUCUCGUUCCCGUUAAGCCGGUCAGCAAGGACAGCCUCUUCAUGACUGUCGGCCAGCGCUACGAUGUAAUCAUUGAAGCAAACAAGGAAAUUGAGAACUACUGGUUCAACGCAACUGUUGGUGGCGGCGGUCUUUGCGGCGAGACGAAGAACCCCCACCCCGCUUCAAUCUUCUUCUACGAUGGAUCUCCGGAUAGACUGCCAGUCGACCAAGGUACACCUCCCGCCAACUUGGGAUGCGCUGAUACCACCGGAUUUACUCCUGUGCUCUCCCGAACGGCCCCAUCAGACAAGUUUGAUGCGAGCAAGACACUGGACAUUGCUUUGGAUACGCCGACUAUCAACGGCGCAGCGGUCUAUCGCUGGAAGGUCAAUGGAAACGACAUUGACGUUCAGUGGGACAAGCCAACUUUGGAGUACGUUGCUGAGGGCAACAACUCCUGGCCGGAACGUGCCAACAUCAUUGAGAUCCCUGAGGCCAACGACUGGACUUGGUGGGUGAUUGAGAACACGGGCGCUCUGCCGCACCCCAUCCAUCUCCACGGUCACGACUUCUUGCUUCUUGGCACUGGCAGCGGCACAUUCAGCGGCUCAGAGGGCCUCAACUUUGAGAACCCCACACGCAGAGACGUUGCACAACUCCCCGGCUCUGGAUGGAUGGUGAUCGCAUUCAAGACGGAUAACCCGGGCGCCUGGCUGAUGCAUUGCCACAUUGCCUGGCAUGUGAGCAUGGGUCUCAGCGUUCAAUUCCUCGAGCGGAAGAGCGAAAUCGCUUCAACGCUCGACCUGGCAUCUAUCAAACCGACCUGCGAUGCUUGGAGGAAGUAUGAGCCAACCGCCGUGUGGGCCAAGCAUGACUCCGGAUUGUAAGAAGAACGCCGCCUUGGGCUGGCUGAGAACAUAAACAGCAUAUGUGGCGUCCAAUUGCUGAGAGGUCCAACUGCGGUGUGGUGGGCAGUCAACACGAGAGCACCAAGCCAGCCUGGCGCCUCAGCCUCCAACGUCAUCCUGCUUUUAUUGGCCUUUUUUCGGGCUGUGACUCGAUUUCCGGGCGGUCACCCAACCCUCCAUGAUUACCAGGAUUUGGUGCGGCGCGGAAUCCGGGCCUCUCCGGUCCUGUCAUGGGUCACCGGCGCGCAUGACAGGUACACCACCUCUUCGCAGCGGACUUCCGGGCCUCACAAGCAUUUCGCGCGCACGCGCACUAAUUAAUGAUCGACUUACGAAGCAAGGAUAUGGGAGGAAAACAUUUACUUUCAGCAGGCGCAGGCAUUUCAUUGGUGUUUUUCCUUAUGCAUGGAUUGGAGUUGUCCGGUUGCUGAUACCUAUUUUGUCCGCUCCGCUCCAACGAUUGGUCUAUUUUCAUUUACAUGGGUUAAAACAUGCAUAGAAUUGGGUGAGCAGGGUUGCAACAUGAUUUGCUCGGACUUUUCUACAGAAAUAUGCC